AUGGCGCUUUUCAGUCGAAAACGCUUGGCUGCUCUAGAUCUGGACACAAGCGAUUCGUUUGACUGCUACGAUGCGAUGGGCCACGGCCUCUACCAGCAGCGCCUGUUCUUUCUCUCUUCCGCCUUCUCGCUGUACGUUCACUGCAGCAUCCUGGUCUUCUAUCUCAUAUCGAGCGACGUGGACCACUGGUGCCGACCGCCGGCCGACUGGCCAACGUCCGUCGCAGAAUGGAGGAACUCGGCCAUCCCCCUGGAAGCCGACGGCAAGCCCAGCCGGUGCACCGUCUACAAGUAUCCAGGCGACCCAAACGAUACCGACGUCACCGCUUGCGACCACUGGGACUACGAUCCAAAGAACAAGCGGAGGACCAUCGUGAGCACCUGGAACCUGGUCUGUAAACGGCGAUUUCUCAUGGCUGUUAUACAGCUCGUGCAGCUCGCGGGUUUCAUCUUGCUACCCAGCAUUGCCGGCUACAUGAUGGACCGCGUCGGCCGCCGACCCCUACUCCUGCUGUCCACCGCCGCGCUCAUUGUCGGCACGUGCGGCGGAUGUUUUGCCAACACGUUCGCCCUGUAUGUGACCAUCAGGUUCCUCAACACCGGCUGCGCUGGCACGGGUGCCCUGGCGGCCUUUGUACUGGCAUUCGAGACGACCAGAAACGAGUACCGAACAUCGUAUGGCGUUACGGUCACCUUGUUAGCCCUUAUGGUCACCGAGCUGUGGUUCAACGUGAUCAGCGAAUUCAACAUCGAAUGGUUCCUGCUUCAAGCGAUCUUCCUCUCACCCACGGCCUUUGCGUUCCUCACUUUCUGGUUCGCCGACGAGUCUCCGCGAUGGCUCAUCUUCGCCAGAGACAUGGCCUCAGCGGAAGCCGUGAUGCUGGCGGCCGCGAAGAUGAACAACGUGCCACUGCCCAUCACCUCCUGCCUGUUGAACGCGAUAAAAGCCGAGGUGAUAAAGGCCGAGGAGCGCGCCAGAACGUCGCCCAUGCCCGCCGAGAACUCGUGGGCGAACUACAUACCCACUCGAGCACUCUUCAUGUUCGGCGCCUACUUCUCCGUCACCUUCACGUACCUCGUGCUCCUCCAGUCGUCUCUGCAGCACAGUGUGUACACCUGGACCCGCUGGUUGUCGCUACCCUCCAAUAUGCUUACGACACUGUUCGCGUACAAAUUUAUAGGCCGGGUACGUCCUCUGGAGCUACUCAUAUGGUGCUUCGCUCUUCUCGGAGGCCUCGUAUGCCUGCUCAGCCUGACCUUGGGAGACCCGACGGGUGUGCUCGCCCAGCUGUUCUACAUCCCAGCAAAAGCGAUCGCGCUGGCGAUGACCGUCCUGGCCGGCAUAUGCGUGUGCGAGGUGUUCCCGACACCCGUGCGCGCAACCGCGUUGAGCUGGUCUUUCGCCGUCGGCCGAAUGGGAGGCGUGUGCGGCACGGUCGUGGCGGGGCUCAAGGUCGUCGGUCGCGAAGACCUCGCCCUGGCCAUUUCUGCCUGCAUGAUGUUCCUCUCGCUGGCGGCGCUCAUUCGCAUGCCGGGAAAAGACACGGGACCCACGAUCAACCUACGCAGGAUAUCCGCCUCGUGCAGCCAAAGCCUGGACCACAUGAAGAUGACGCUGGAGCCUCUGGAUUACCGGAAGCCCGACAAAAGGCAUUUUAGCCACGACCGCAGAAGGACCCACUCUUCGAUCUCGUCCCGAAGGCGUAGUUCCUUUUGGGAUAGCUAA
This is a messenger RNA of Rhipicephalus sanguineus (brown dog tick), 1725 nucleotides long. RefSeq names its product solute carrier family 22 member 7. The record is from RefSeq and is a predicted model, not a curated record. The coding region runs from base 1 to 1725 and encodes 574 amino acids. Gene Ontology annotation, biological process: transmembrane transport. Gene Ontology annotation, molecular function: transmembrane transporter activity. The transcript has a single exon. NCBI's taxonomy places the organism in Eukaryota, Metazoa, Arthropoda, Arachnida, Ixodida, Ixodidae.